CGGCUGUUGAGCUGGGUGGUGCUGUAAACAAGUUUUACUGCAAGUUCUUGGUCUCCUGCAGCCCCGACCGGUUGGCCAUGGCCCAGUACCCCUAUUGAAAAGACUAAGCUAGUAAUGGUGAAAAGCAGAGAGAGGAAGGGAAGUUCAAAUUAGCCACGUCGGGUAGUACCUAGCACCCUGGCUUCCACUCGAGAAUCCCGCUGGAACUACCUCCUAAGAUUCCUGGGUCAGGCCAAGUCGUUCACACUGCCGAUCUUCUAGCACACCCAAGCUGAGUUCUACCUGUCACCUCUACUCAGAACUUCCACAUGCUUACCUGAAUCCUGAGGAAAUCCAGACAUGGCUGCUGAUGUGAACUUCUGUCUGAAGCCCCAGAGACUGGGAACAGAGGAGCAGGAUAGGCCAUGUGAGAGAUGGAUGUCCUUUGAGGAUGUGACUGUGAACUUCAGCCAGGAGGAGUGGCAGCACAUGGACCCUGCCCAGAGACGCCUGUACCAGGAGGUGAUGCUGGAGAUCUACAGCCACCUCUUGGCAGUGGGGUAUCCCAGGCCAGAGGUCAUCCUCAAGAUGAAGAAAGUGAAGGACGAACGGAUGGGGAAGAUUGAUUUCCCACAUCAGAGGUGUGGUCAAGGGGAGUCAGAGCAUGACUCACCACACCAAAUGUGUGUGAAAGCUGCAUUUCCAAAUGAUGUAUCAAGAGUAAUCACUAGAGGUGGUUCAUACUGUUCCAUUAUAGAGGGACCGUGGCAGGGUGGUGACCCUAAAAAGACAGAUCAGCCAAACCAGAUCCCACUGUUGAGUCCUGGUGCUUUCUCCAGCCAGAAAACACUAACCGCAGACAAUCGUGAUCGAGGUGAAGCAACUGGGGGAUCCAUUCCUUUAGGCCCCCACCCCAUUUCUACACAAAAGAGAUCGCUGAGAUGUUGCCCAUGCGAAAAGGUGUUGCAGCCUACCCUUCAAGCAGACAGUGAACAUCAAAACAGUGCCACAGAGCAGCCUGAGGGCAUUGUGGACUCUUGUCAGUUCUUCACACAAGGCCUUCCCAGUGCUGCGUGUACAAUUUACAACGCAGGAGAGGAAGCACACAGAGGUGACCAGUGUGCAAAUGUCCUCAGCCCUAAGCAACCAUUUCUGCAGCAUGGAAUUCUUUCUCGGGACAAGCCAGUUGAAUAUACCGCAUAUGAAAAGGUCUUCAGUGCCAGGUCAGCUUUGUGUCAGCAGCGGACAACUAACACUCUAGAGACACAUUUUAUUUGCCACGUCUGUGGGCAGUCCUUCCUUCAGAAACCUGAGUUGAGUUUUCAUCCAGGAACAACCAGGGGAGAGACACAUCACGAGUGUCCUGACUGUCUGAAAUCACUUACCAGUACAUCCAGCCUGCAGGCACACCAUGAAACUCACACAAAGGAGAAACCUUACAGAUGUCGUGACUGUGGGAAGUCAUUCAGUUAUGCAUCCCACCUAAAGAUCCAUCUUCGAAUACACACAGGUGAGAGGCCUUAUGUGUGUUCUGACUGUGGGAAGGCCUUUAGUCAAAAGUCAGCCCUCACCACACAUCAGAGAAUUCACACAGGGGAGAAGCCCUAUGAGUGCAGAGAUUGUGGGAGGUUAUUCAGUAAUAAAUGUCACCUGCCUGAGCACUAUCGAAUUCACACCAGUGAGAAACCUUACAAGUGCUGCGACUGUGGGAAGUCAUUCAGGAGAAAGUCCCACCUUAAAGUGCACAACCGAACACAUACCGGCGAGAAGCCUUAUGUAUGCCCUGAUUGCGGGAAGGCCUUCAGCCACAGUUCAGCUCUCAGCACACAUCAAAGAAUUCACACUGGGGAGAGGCCUUACGUAUGCAGCGACUGCGGGAAGGCCAUGUCUUCUAAAGCCCAACUGAAUGAGCAUCAAAGGAUCCAAGGUGAGAAACCCUAUGUGUGCAUUGACUGUGGGAAAGCUUUCAGUGGCAGAUCUAGCACUCACAGUAGGGAAAAACCAUUUGCCUGUCACAAAUGUGGGAAGGACUUCCUGCACAAGUCACAGUUGUCGUCUUACCAACAGACUCACACUGGUGAGAAUCCUUAGCGCUGUGUGUGUGUGUGUGUGUGUGUGUGUGUGUGUACAAUUGUUUGGUCAUACAUGUCAGCUGAAGGAACAUCAUCAAAUUGAAACAGAAGAAAAUGUCCUGGACUGGGAAAGUUUUCCAACAGCUGAAAGCUCUCAUCUUUCCUUCUGUGCCAAGAAACCUGAGAUGGGUUUUUGAAUGCAGAAAGCCCUUCAAACACAAGUCAGAUUUCAGUACCAGUGGACCUGACACUGUAGAUACCGAUCAUGUGAAAGGCUUUACCACAAAAUCAAUUCCUCACCCAUAUUUUUAAAUAAAGAAACCUAAUUAUAGCUA
Messenger RNA from Mastomys coucha (southern multimammate mouse), 2386 nucleotides. Its product is annotated as zinc finger protein 175-like. The record is from RefSeq and is a predicted model, not a curated record. Gene Ontology annotation, biological process: negative regulation of transcription by RNA polymerase II. NCBI's taxonomy places the organism in Eukaryota, Metazoa, Chordata, Mammalia, Rodentia, Muridae. Gene Ontology annotation, molecular function: DNA-binding transcription repressor activity, RNA polymerase II-specific.